UAGGAGCUUAUACAGUUUAAUGCUACCUGCAUCACUGGACCUAAAAGGGCAGACUAAGAGACAUAUACUCUUAAUGGUCCAUCCUUCAGAGGAAAACAAAAGGGAUCAAGGACAAAACAAGGGGGAACAGAACAGUCUCAGAAGGUAGGAAAGAGGUCAUUAAAAACGGUGAAUGAGGAAAAAAAGAGAAGAAAAUCCCUCUUCAGCAAAGCAGCUGCCACUCCAGUGUUUUAGGAGACAGAGGAUAGAAAGCAGCCUUGGGCUGAGGACCAUAGAGAGGAGAGAAGUGACUGGAAUGCAAAGAUGAGGAAAAGGCGUGUGCUACUGAUGCCCCCCAGCGUCCCUCCCCACUGUGUGGCCGUGCUAUGGCUGUUGAUGCUGCUGGGUCUCCAGGCCCUGGCUGUCUGCCCCCCAAUGUGCACCUGUAACCACAGCCACAGGGAGGUGGACUGUUCCUGGAGGGGCCUGAGGACUCUGCCCCUGGGCCUGCAGCACAACCUGCACUCCCUCAACCUGUCUCACAACCGCAUCCACGACCUGGACAGCCAGCUGAGUACCUUUGUCCACCUCCGCACUCUGGACCUGUCCCACAACAGGCUGGUCCGCCUGCCCACCGCUCUGCCCAGAGCCCUGUGGGAGCUCCACAUUGCAGCCAACGGCAUCAACUUGCUGGACAAGAACGACACAGCCUACCAGUGGAACCUGCGGGUCCUCGACCUGUCCAAUAACAAGCUGGAACGGGCCGUGUUCAUCAACAACACCCUGACCAGUCUGCGCCUGCUCAACCUCAGCCACAACCGCUUCUGGACCGUGCCUACCAACAUGCCUGCCAGCCUGGAGACAGUGGACCUUUCCCACAACUCCCUGGUGCAGAUGCUGCCUGGCACUCUGGCACGGCUGUUCAGGCUGACCACCUUCUACCUGCACUCCAACCGCUUCUCCUCUGUGGGUCCCAGGGCCUUCAGCCAGCUGGGCAGCCUACGGCUCCUCUCCCUGGGGGACAACCCCUGGGCCUGUGAGCACCAGACCAACAUCACCCACCUGCUGGCCUGGCUCAAGCACACCUCCACCCGCGUGCUGGGCUGCCCCUGCCACACUCACUCUGUCUGUGGAGAGCAUCCCCUGGCCAGGACUGGAGGGUGGCACUUUGCCUCCUACACUCAGCCUCCCCUGGCUGCUAGUACUCAGGAGGAGCGGAGCCACCCUCCUCCUCCAGAGGCCCUCACCAGGUGGCCUUGGUAUCUGUCAGAGUCUGCCCUGCUCAACACCCAGCUCCACAGCAGGAAAGCCCCAGGACGCCCCAGUGGAUCAGAGGACCACGGCCUCUUCACAGACCAACACCAGUUCACCUCCACCCCUCUAGCCAUUUCCACCCUGCCCACUGACAGGUCCCACACAGAAAACAGCUUGACAAGCACAGACGACCCCUUCCUAACAGACACUGCAUUUACUACUGACAGCUUCUAUACCACUGACAACCCCUCUACCAUCACAAGGAGAACAGCCACCCUCCGCACCAGGAGUGUCAAGAGGCCUAACCAGGGUGGCUCCCCGGUACGAAACACCAGCCCAGCCCCCAGCCCCAGGUCUACACUCCCACUCCUACUGAACCUGUGGUUCUUCCUGACUCACACCCAGUAUGUCCUCUGAAAAUUGAAGGAAAUGUCUGUAGUUGGAGUAAUGUCCUUGUCAGACAUACAACUGCACAAACACACACAAAUGAGUAUCAUGAAACCAACUUUGUUGUUUUCUUCCAUUUUGAAUACUGUAAGACACUUAAAUGAACUCUUCUGCAUUACUUUAAUCAAUAACAAUAUACUAUAUGGCCAGUAUCAUUAUUGGGAUACUGAACAAAUACUUGAGUACUCACUAUCUGCAUAACUCUGUUUUCAUCAUCAUCUUUGAAUACUCAAAGGUCCAAAGCAGCCAUUUUUAUCUCAAUAUCAAAUCAUUUCUGGAUAAUAAUUAAAAACCUUAGAGUGAUUGUUUUCAAUUAAAUUGUUCAAAAAUAGCUUCUAAGCAAAGAGCAAUUUCUCAAGCAAGAAUGACUGCCCCCUCUCAUUGAGCCUCGUGCGCUUCAGGCAUUGUUAGCAGAAAACAGGAUCCCCCAUUAUAGUGAACAGAAAAAUUGUCAU
Messenger RNA from Oncorhynchus gorbuscha (pink salmon), 2135 nucleotides. Its product is annotated as oligodendrocyte-myelin glycoprotein-like. Gene Ontology annotation, molecular function: protein binding. The record is from RefSeq and is a predicted model, not a curated record. The transcript has 2 exons. Gene Ontology annotation, biological process: neuron projection regeneration. Lineage: Eukaryota; Metazoa; Chordata; Actinopteri; Salmoniformes; Salmonidae. The coding region runs from base 304 to 1650 and encodes 448 amino acids.